AUGUCAGACAACCAGAGCUGGAAUUCCUCCGGCUCCGAGGAGGAUCCCGAGACCGAGUCCGGGCCGCCUGUUGAGCUCUGCGGGGUCCUCAGCAAGUGGACCAACUACAUUCAUGGGUGGCAGGACCGAUGGGUAGUUUUGAAAAACAACACUCUAAGUUACUACAAAUCUGAAGAUGAAACUGAGUAUGGCUGCAGGGGCUCGAUUUGUCUGAGCAAGGCUGUUAUUACGCCUCAUGAUUUUGAUGAAUGCAGAUUUGACAUUAGCGUAAAUGAUAGUGUUUGGUACCUACGAGCUCAGGAUCCUGAUCAUAGACAACAAUGGAUAGAUGCGAUAGAACAACACAAGACUGAAUCUGGCUAUGGAUCAGAGUCAAGUUUACGGCGCCAUGGCUCCAUGGUUUCUCUGGUGUCUGGAGCAAGUGGAUAUUCUGCUACAUCCACCUCAUCAUUCAAGAAAGGUCAUAGCUUGCGUGAGAAGCUUGCUGAAAUGGAAACCUUCAGAGAUAUCCUCUGUAGACAGGUUGAUACUUUACAGAAAUAUUUUGAUGCCUGUGCAGAUGCAGUCUCCAAGGAUGAACUUCAAAGGGAUAAAGUGGUUGAAGAUGAUGAAGAUGAUUUUCCUACAAUGCGUUCUGAUGGGGAUUUCUUGCAUAAUAGUAAUGGCAGUAAGGAAAAAUUAUUUCCACAUGUAACACCCAAAGGAAUUAAUGGCAUAGACUUUAAAGGGGAAGCUAUAACUUUCAAGGCAACUACUGCUGGAAUCCUAGCUACACUUUCUCAUUGUAUUGAGCUCAUGGUAAAACGUGAGGAGAGCUGGCAAAAAAGACUGGAUAAGGAAAUUGAGAAAAGGCGAAGAAUAGAAGAAGCAUACAAAAAUGCCAUGACGGAACUUAAGAAAAAGUGUCAUUUUGGAGGGCCAGACUAUGAGGAGGGUCCUAAUAGUCUGAUUAAUGAAGAAGAAUUCUUUGAUGCUGUUGAAGCUGCUCUUGACAGACAAGAUAAAAUAGAAGAACAGUCUCAGAGUGAAAAGGUCAGAUCACAUUGGCCAACAUCAUUACCCUCUGGUGAUGGAUACUCUGCUGUGGGGACUCACAGAUUCGUCCAAAAGCCCUAUAGUCGCUCUUCCUCCAUGUCUUCCAUUGAUCUAGUCAGUGCCUCUGAUGAUGUUCACAGAUUCAGCACCCAGGUGGAAGAGAUGGUGCAGAAUCACAUGACUUACUCUUUACAGGAUGUAGGAGGAGAUGCCAAUUGGCAGUUAGUAGUAGAAGAAGGUGAAAUGAAGGUGUACAGAAGAGAGGUGGAAGAAAAUGGGAUAGUCCUAGAUCCUUUGAAAGCCACACAUGCAGUCAAAGGCGUUACGGGACACGAGGUCUGCCAGUACUUCUGGAAUGUUGAUGUUCGUAAUGACUGGGAAACAACCAUUGAAAAUUUCCAUGUUGUGGAAACUUUAUCAGAUAACGCAGUCAUCAUUUACCAGACACACAAGAGAGUGUGGCCAGCUUCUCAGCGGGAUGUGCUAUAUCUGUCUGCUAUUAGAAAGAUACCAGCGUUCAGUGAAAAUGAUCCUGAAACUUGGAUUGUCUGUAACUUCUCUGUGGAACAUGAUAGUGCCCCUCUGAACAAUCGAUGUGUUCGUGCCAAAAUAAACAUUGCUAUGAUCUGUCAGACGUUGGUGAGCCCACCAGAAGGGAACAAGGAAAUAAGCAGAGACAAUAUCCUAUGCAAGAUUACAUAUGUAGCUAAUGUGAAUCCUGGGGGAUGGGCACCAGCCUCCGUGUUACGAGCAGUGGCAAAACGAGAGUAUCCCAAAUUCUUGAAGCGUUUUACAUCAUACGUGCAAGACAAAACAGCAGGAAAGCCUAUUUUCUUCUAG
Emys orbicularis (European pond turtle) is the source of this 1875-nucleotide messenger RNA. It is a transcript of the gene CERT1, whose product is annotated as ceramide transporter 1. The transcript is spliced from 17 exons. Gene Ontology annotation, biological process: ER to Golgi ceramide transport. The record is from RefSeq and is a predicted model, not a curated record. Bases 1 to 1875 code for a protein of 624 amino acids. Lineage: Eukaryota; Metazoa; Chordata; Testudines; Emydidae. Gene Ontology annotation, molecular function: lipid binding.